Messenger RNA from Tachysurus fulvidraco (yellow catfish), 3296 nucleotides. It is a transcript of the gene flot2b, whose product is annotated as flotillin 2b. Gene Ontology annotation, cellular component: plasma membrane. The record is from RefSeq and is a predicted model, not a curated record. The transcript is spliced from 11 exons. Gene Ontology annotation, biological process: protein localization to plasma membrane; regulation of myoblast differentiation. NCBI's taxonomy places the organism in Eukaryota, Metazoa, Chordata, Actinopteri, Siluriformes, Bagridae. The coding region runs from base 418 to 1557 and encodes 379 amino acids.
GUGGCUGUUGUGGCUCGGACCAGAAGACGUACGUGGUGGGAGGAUGGGCCUGGGCGUGGUGGUUCCUGUCAGAUGCACAAGCGAAAGUAAUGCAUCCUGCCACGCUGCAGAAACCGCUCAGUAACGGUUUGAGGAACAUGAGCUCAACUUUGAGUUCAAGGUGUUGAGUUCAAGGUGAAAUUCUUCACAUCUCAAUCUGACCAAACAUCUGUGGUAUGUUCCGGACCAAAAAAGUCCGAUCCACGGAUGCGCCACCUCUCGGCUUGCAGGACUUAAAGCAUCUUCUGCUAAGGUCUUGGUGCCAGAUACCACAAGGACUCCAAUACCUUGAUGGGUCGGACCUGUUAUACUGGGACAAGGGGACAAAAAUGACAUUAGGCAGGUGGUUUUAAAGACACUAGACUUACACUCGAGAUAAUGACUUUACAACCCAAGUGUGAAAGCGUGGAGACGGCAGAAGGAGUGGCCAUUACGGUCACUGGAGUGGCUCAGGUGAAGGUUAUGACGGACCAUGACCUGCUGGCCAUUGCCUGUGAGCAGUUCUUGGGGAAAUCUGUUAUGGAAAUCAAGGGUGUGGUCCUGCAAACCCUGGAAGGGCAUUUACGCUCAAUUUUAGGCACAUUAACAGUCGAGCAAAUCUACCAGGACAGAGACAAAUUUGCCCAGCUGGUGCGUGAGGUCGCAGCACCUGACGUGGGCCGAAUGGGCAUCGAGAUCCUGAGCUUCACCAUCAAAGAUGUGUACGAUAAGAUGGACUACCUGAGCUCGCUGGGGAAAACUCAGACGGCUGCUGUGCAGAGGGACGCAGACAUCGGUGUAGCCGAGGCAGAAAGAGAUGCCGGCAUUAGAGAAGCCGAGUGCAAGAGGGAAAUGAUGGACGUGAAGUUCUUAGCCGACACCAAAAUGGCCGAUUCCAAGAGGGAGCUGGAGCUGCAGAAAGCAUCGUUUAACCAGGAAGUGAACACCAAGAAAGCAGAGGCUCAGCUGGCGUACGAGCUCCAGGCGGCGAAGGAGCAACAGAAGAUCCGUCUGGAGGAGAUCGAGAUCGAGGUGGUGCAGAGGAAGAAGCAGAUUACCAUCGAGGAGAAAGAGAUCGACAGGACAGAGAAGGAGCUGAUCGCUAUGGUCAAGCGUCCUGCCGAGGCAGAGGCUUACAAGAUGCAACAGCUGGCUGAGGGCCAUAAGAUAAAGAAGGUGUUGAUCGCACAUGCAGAGGCGGAGAAGAUCCGGAAGCUUGGCGAGGCGGAGGCCAAAUCUAUCGAGGCGGUGGGCAAAGCGGAGGCAGAGAAAAUGAAACUGAAGGCAGAAGCCUACCAGCAGUAUGGAGAAGCAGCCCAAACUGCUCUGGUCUUAGAAGCACUGCCAAAGAUUGCUGGCAAAGUCGCUGCACCUCUAGCCAAAACCAGUGAGAUUGUUAUUCUAAGUGGAGACGGCAGCAAAGUGACAGGGGAAGUGAAUCGCCUACUGGCCGAGCUACCUGUGACCGUCAACGCACUUACAGGAGUGGAUCUGUCCAAGAUCCCUCUGCUGCAGAAGAUGACCAACACUCAAGCCUGAGACGUGACGGAGUUCGAGACCUCUUCCUUUUUAAUAUGAUUUAUGCACUCACUAUGAAUGCCUUCGGAACACUUAAAACGUUAAAAUAAUGAAGUUCAGAACUGAUUUUCGAUGCCUCUGGUGCCUUACUGUUUUAUAGGACCAGAAUAUUUGCAUGUACUGCUGCUCCUCAUUUCCUCUUCAUGUUUAUAUGUUCUUACUAUUUAUUUGUGACUGAUCCGGUACACUACAGUACGUAUUGAGACGAUACACAGGUUUUUCAUUGUAGCAUUGUAUUUUAUAUGCAUGUAAACCCAUGUCAUAAAGUAUGUCAUUUUAGUAUCUAUUUUUUUUUUCUUUUCAUAGGUCAUUUUUAUUAUACAUGUAUCUGCCUGUAUUGCAGCUGCUGAUGUUUUAGAGGUCAGUUAUUCAGGAAAUACUAAAAUUGCCACAAAGUCUACAGAGUACUGUUUUAAAGCAUAACUUCUGUACUCUUGGAUGCAAUCAAUCAAGUGCUACUACUUUAUACUUCCCUCCUUCAUAUAUCGUUAGCUGGAUAAUUAAAGUCAGUCUCCGAUAUUCCUACGUGGAAUACAUCUUCUGUCGUUUAAAAUGUUUUUAGUGCAUUUUAUUAGUGAAUGAAUAUUGAUGAUUAUUUAACUGUGAAGUGUUUUUGGAAAAUACCUUAUCAUUAGCUUUGGAAGGGGAUUGUCCAGGGGCUAAAUGGGUUGUGGGUGUACAGGUUUUCUCUGUGUGGAAAUGCAGUGAUCAGGGAUGAUGAAGGAUUGCAGAGUCUAAUAUCACUUGUCUGAUUCUAGGUCCAAGUCCCAGGAUGCCCAUUUGUCAAUCUGGUAACUAUGUGACCUAUCAGAAGCACUACUAUAUUUACAUUAGACAGAAUAAAUGAUCAUUUUUAAUCCAUCCAUAAUACAGAACAUUCCAGAUCUAACACUGAGCAGUCGAGGGUUGAAGACCUCGCCUGUAGCGGCUGAUCGUCAGAGCUGCCGCUGUUCGUUUUUUUAAUAUCAUUUUUGUCUUGCAUUAACGUCCCGUGUCACAUCGUAUAUAUAUCCAUAGAUGUUUCUACACGGUUUAUGUAAUCUGUCACUGUGAAAGUUCCUGUCCAUUUCUUCUGUUAGAAUUUGUUGAUGUGUAUUGUGUAUAUGUGCCACGCUCAGUUGUGUUGUGAGCGGCAGUAACCGUUAUAUCCUUGUUGUUUUAUUUUUCUUAUAAACUGAUGCUGACUACAGACAACGAAGCCAAGAAAUCUGUCAUUUCUUUUUAGUCGAUUCGUUUAUAUGAAACUGAAAACCAAAACCACACACAAACAUUAUACAUUAGGGGCAAUCACUUUACUUUUAUUUAUGUUUUUUCCCCCACAGAAUAUUAAACAGUUCAGAGUUGAAGCCUGCUCUUAAAUUCAUGUGAAGAUUUUCUGCAUAGGUUACAAGGCAGACUUAGUGUGUUACUAUUCUGUUCUAUAUUGAGCUCUGGUCUCUUUAUAAUCAGGACUGUUAAAGCCAUAACAUUAUAGAUCCAUACAUUAUUUUAAGAUGAUAUGUAAUUUGCAUGGCAUUCAUUUCUGAAAUGUAUCGUCAUGCUUUCAGAACUUCUAUUUCAUCAGAGCUUCGACGGCAAAAUGUUUUGUGUGUUCUAUAUUAGACCUUAAUCUUAAAAUGUACCAACGUUUUUACUGAAAUUAAACUGUGCAUGGUUUUUUUGCAUGUGUGUUCAAAUGAAAUAAAUGUUCAGUGCUCAGA